UUCGAACGCGGUCACACUGAGCACGUGGAGAAGACGAAGCAGCUGGAUUGAGAAAUUAUUGGAAACAACGCAGUAGAAUCACAACAGAUCGCACCAUGGAGGCAGAGAACAUCAAGGCGGACGCAUUCGAGCCGGCGAAGAGAGCGACCAAGCGCGGAGCCACCGGGGGCGGCCAGCACGACGUGGAGAUGCAGGUGGACGAGGCGACCGGCAUCGAAGGCCAGGUGCUGGGAUCUUCGCGAGCAUCGGCGCCGCCCAAGGCGAAGAGGGCCAAGAGCGAGCUGCGCAAAGUGUCCGUGCCGCCACACAGGUACUCCUCGCUGAAGGAGCACUGGAUGAAGAUCUUCACGCCCGUGGUGGAGCACAUGAAGCUGCAGAUCCGCUUCAACAUGAAGGCGCGCCAGGUGGAGCUGCGUGUGGGCCCGGAGACGCCGGACAUUGCCAACCUGCAGCGCGGCGCUGACUUCGUGCGCGCCUUCCUCUGCGGCUUCGAGGUGGACGACGCCCUGGCCCUGCUGCGGCUGGAGGACCUGUUCGUCGAGUCGUUCGAGAUCAAGGACGUGAAGACGCUGCGCGGCGACCACCAGUCGCGCGCCAUUGGCCGUCUCGCCGGCAAGGGCGGACGCACCAAGUUCACCAUCGAGAACGUGACCAAGACCCGCAUCGUGCUAGCCGACAGCAAGAUCCACAUCCUGGGCAGCUACCAGAACAUCCAGCUGGCGCGUCGCGCCGUCUGCAACCUGAUUCUCGGCUCGCCGCCCAGCAAGGUGUACGGCAACCUGAGGGCAGUCGCCUCGCGCCUCUCGGAGCGCAUGUGAUUGGGAGACUGGACUGAAUUGGACUGGAGCGGAGUGGAGUUCAGUUUGAGAGGGAGUAGUCGCGGUUUUUUUUUAGCAUUAGCAAUAAAUAAUAAAUAUAAUAACAUGUA
Molecule: messenger RNA, 928 nt
Organism: Drosophila teissieri
Lineage: Eukaryota; Metazoa; Arthropoda; Insecta; Diptera; Drosophilidae
Product: RNA-binding protein pno1
Exons: 1
Coding region: 96-818 (240 amino acids)
Cellular component (GO): nucleolus
Molecular function (GO): RNA binding
Source: RefSeq, a predicted model, not a curated record